Vitis riparia (riverbank grape) is the source of this 4357-nucleotide messenger RNA. Its product is annotated as putative E3 ubiquitin-protein ligase LIN. The transcript is spliced from 9 exons. The coding region runs from base 636 to 4082 and encodes 1148 amino acids. The record is from RefSeq and is a predicted model, not a curated record. Gene Ontology annotation, molecular function: ubiquitin-protein transferase activity. NCBI's taxonomy places the organism in Eukaryota, Viridiplantae, Streptophyta, Magnoliopsida, Vitales, Vitaceae. Gene Ontology annotation, biological process: protein ubiquitination.
GAUCAAACAAAGGCUACCUGCAAAACGCCAAAUGGAGAGAGGAGGGAGGCAACUAACUAUUGAAGGCGGCAGUUGGAAUCAGUUGAAGCUUUGAAAGGGUCAAGCGAAGCACCAUUUCACUAUGUUCGCCUUCAUUCCUUUGUCUUCACCGUUUUGUCACUAUUCACUCUCCCUCUUUGCCUUGUUGUUCCCCAUCGUAUUCUUCCUCCGCAUCUCUCUCUUUCUCUUUGUUUUUUUCUCUUUUCUUGCAGUCCUUUAUAGGGACUUCCACAAUGGAAUUUUCCCCAUUCAGCAUCUUCUCUAUUGUUCUCCUCCCAAUAUUCUUCUUCGAUCACUUGAAGAAUUCGAAGUUUUUCUCGAAGCACAGGGAGCCGAAAAGUGGGGAGUUUUGCUGGCUCCCAAGAUUAUCCUCUAAUCACUUGAAGAAUUCAGAGGUUUUUGAUUUAAAGCAAGCUGAAAUUGGGGAAUUUUUUUCUGGUUCUCAGCUGGGUUGGGGGUUUCAGCACUGGGAAUUUGAUGGGGUCUGAGAGAUACAAGCAGGGUUUUUUAUAGUUCAUUGGAUUUUAUGAAGAAGUUGGCUGAAUUCUGAAUUGGGUCUGUGACAAGGAGUUCAAAGGUUCUAAUCUUGGCCAAAAAUGGCAUCUUCAUUGGAGGAUCUUCUUGCAGAGGAGGGGUUUCAAGGAAGGAGACUGAGGACGACACCUAGACCUUCCUUUGCAUCAAGGGCUGUAAGUAUGCCACUUUACCCUUUCCGAAUCAAUUGUAAGGCAGAUGCUGGUUCAGUUGUUAAAAUUCAGACUGCAAGGACAAGGUCCAGUGUGUCUCGAUACACUUCAGAAGGUGAAGCACCACCUACUGAUAGAGUGAAGGGGACGAAACAGAAGGAUAGCCUUAUUAGAAGAGAGAAAUUAGAUCGAGAACCAAAGAAGGAACUGAAUAAGAGAUUUGAAGAAAGAGAGACUAAUGAUGUGUUUGAAGAUUUUCCAGGAAAUGAGAUAGUUGAGGUAGGCGUGGAAGAGAAUGGAAGAUACAAAGAUAUAUAUUCAGAUAAGGUGUACAGCCCCAGAAAGAGGAGCCAUAAAUUUUCUCAUAGAAUUGUUGAAAAGGAGAGAAAUAAAGAGAGGUCAGAGAAGAGAAAUAGCAGUAGCACUAGUUCUAUCAAACAUUUGCCUGCACAAAAGAGUUUCAGCAAUAAUCACAAUAAUAACAUGAAACAACCUCGUACCUCUUUGAACAGGUCUCGUAAAAGUAUGGAGAACAACAAAAUAUUUGAUGAGAAUCGGGAUCAAAAUCAUGAUAGUUCUGUACAGGUAGUCUCUGAACCUGCUCUUGAUGAAGUUGCUGUCCAAGCCAUGGUCUCCAUCAUAAGCGGUAUUGUCAAACGUUUUCUUACAGACCAGGAUUUUAGGACUUUGCUUCAUCAUAAUUGCUUCUCUUCUCUUAAUAUUAUUGAUUUGGAAGAAGGUGAAAGUACUGCAAGCAAGGUCAUAACAACACUUGAACAAGCAAUUGAAACAGUAGAACUUGUUGCUGAGGAGUCUGCCAGUGGAAAAGACCUGAAAAAAGCUUCUUUGCAGCUCAGUGUAAUUGCGGGUUUGAGCUCAGACGAUAUGAAGGAUGGUUUUACAUCUGGGGUUCCAAAUUGCAAGUUGUCAGCUUGUGCUCAUCUCUACCUUGGUCUGAUAUAUAAGCUACAGAAGAAGGAUAAGGCAUCGGCAAAGCAUAUUCUACAAGUGUUCUGUGAUUCCCCCUUCCAGGCUCGGACCAUGUUGUUGCCAGAGUUAUGGGAUUAUCUGUUUCUUCCUCAGCUUUCACAUUUGAAGGUGUGGUACAAUCAGGAAGCUGAUUCUCUAGCAGAUGCACCUAGCAGACAAAGGAAACUUGAACUUCUUGAAAAAGUUUACAAUGAAAUUCUGGAUUUGGGUACCCAUCAAUUUGCAAUUUACUAUAAGGAUUGGCUCACUGAGGGGGUUGAAGCUCCUUCAGUCCCUUCUAUCCAUGUCCCUUCGGUGUCUGUUCGGGGAGUUGAUCAGGGAAGUUCACAGAGCCACUAUCAAGAGCUAGCUAAUCCACUCGGUCCUUUCUCAACUCAGCCAAUGGUCAGUAAAAAACUGUAUAAUACUGUAUUUGGCAACUCAAUCCAACCCCGAGUUGGUGAAAUGGAAGAGUACGGGGAGGCAGACUAUAAUUGUAUGAGAAGCUCUGAUGAUUCUGCUGUUGAGGAUAAACAAGCACUGACACACUUCUCUGAAUCAGUUAAACAUACUGACCAACAUGCUAAAGAGCACCUCAUGGAGAAUCCUUACGAUGAAGCAUCUCAUCCUGAAGAUGGACACUUACUGGAAGCUGAGGAAUCAACAAGGUUGCAUGGAGUGAGUGCUCCAGGGGAAAGAGAUCCUAGUGAUGAAGUUUGUGACUCUCAUAUAAGGCAGGUCCCUCCAGGAAGCUCCCACAUGUUCCAUGCACCUAUACAUAGAGCGAAUGAGUCAACUCUCAGGACUCUAGCAAGAUCAGUUUUUGACCUGCACAUUUCUUCACAAUCAAACAGUGAAGCAAUUUUUCAUCCCAAUCAAACUAAUAUGGAGUCCUCUGCUAAAGAUUUACAUGGAAAUUGUCAAUAUUUCAAUGAAGGAUCAUUUUUCUCAAGCAUUCCCCAGGAUUUUAUUUGCCCUUUGACUGGACGGUUGUUUGAAGAUCCUGUGACCAUUGAAACUGGUCAAACUUUUGAGCGACAUGCCAUCAGGGAAUGGUUUAAUCAGGGAAACAGAAACUGUCCAGUAACAGGAAAAGCAUUGGAGGGUUUAGGUGUGCCACUUACCAACUUUGUCUUGAAGCGUGUUAUUGAUGGCUGGAAAUCUGAGAACUGCAGGCAUCUCUUGGCUUUUGCCUCUAAGGUAGAGGGGAGCUCUGGGGAACAUGGGGUUGAACCAAAGGAUGAGACAGCUAUUUACGCAUUAGAGCAGUUUCUUAGUGGUUCUAGCAAAGAAGAAAAAUUAACAAAUGCCAAACACCUUAUCUCUGUUGGAGGUCUGCAGUUUCUUACUCGAAGAUUUGAAUUAGGAAACUUGGAAGAGAAAACAUGUGUAGCUGCACUCAUGUGCAGUUGUAUUGAAGCAGAUUACAGAUGCAAAAAUGAGAUAGCAAAAUAUAUUAAAAAACCGUGUCUUCUUGAGCUACUUCACAGUAAGCAGGCUAAAUCAAGAACAAAUGCAGUGUUGCUGUUGACUGAACUUAUAUGCAUGCACAGGUGGAAAGAUGUGACAUUGUUCUUGAGCAGCUUUCAAAAUGAAGGGAUCAUGAGUGCUAUGCAUGUUUUGCUUGUGUAUCUUCAAAGUUCUUCACCCGAGCAACGGCCCUUAGUUGCUGUUCUCCUUCUACACUUAGAUCUUCUGGUAGAACCUCGGAAGUACAGCAUAUACAGAGAGGAGGCUGUUGAUGCUAUUGUAGUGGCUCUUGAAGGCAGCUUAACUGACGAGAAUGUCCGAGAAAAGUGUUGCAGGGCACUCCUAAUCUUGACGGGGCAUUUCUCUUUCUCUGGGGAUGUGCCCACAGAGAAAUGGAUCCUAAAACCAGCUGGACCUAUGGACAGUCAUGAUUUGAGUUCUUGUAAUAAUGAGGAGAAUGGUCUAUUAGUUGAUGGAACCAUUUCAUUGGAUGCUGAAGAACAGGCCAAGGAAGAGUGGUUUAGGAACUUAUCAACAGUUCUGCUUGGUAAUGGACAGAAGUCAUUCUUGGAGGCAAUUUCCAAGUGUUUGGGCUCUGAUAGCUCUGAACUGGUGAGGGUGUGCCUGACCACUGUGGCAUGGUUGAGCAGUGCUCUUAGUUCACUAUCAGAUGCUGAAUUCCAGCUCUCCGCCUUUUCAGCUCUCAUCUCUAGGCUGAGAGAUAAUUUGGAAAACAGUGAGCAGAUUGAACACAAAAUUCUUGCCUCUGCGUCUCUGUUAAGUUUCAGCAAAAUACCAGAGUGCAGGGUACUCUUGAUGACGAUUGCAGAAGAAAUUGUGGUUCCUUUACGAAGCCUUGUACAAGUAACAUGGACUGCAAAACAUCUUUAUACCGCUAUUUCUGGGGAAGAUCUGUAAUCUAACAGGAAAUGAAUGCAGCUCUUCUUCUAAACAUGAUGUGAGUUUUCGGGCAGUAAUCACUCUUCUUGUGAGUAUUAUGAUUGAGGUAUUUGCUAUCACCAACCCCCCUUUAAGGAAAAUAUGUCGGUGUAAAAGCUCUAUUGCUUUGAACUGAUGAUGUUAACAUAAUAUAUAUACCACAAUGACAGAAGUUUUGUUGUGUUAAACCCAAUCUGUAUAUUGGUUAAUACCUCUGUAUUUGCAUUUUAAGGGUCCAGAACUUUAUUGGUGUA